Molecule: messenger RNA, 993 nt
Organism: Cinara cedri
Lineage: Eukaryota; Metazoa; Arthropoda; Insecta; Hemiptera; Aphididae
Source: the annotation of a GenBank genome assembly
AUGAAUACCAACACGUCUUCCGGUACCCCCAGUGGUAACCAACCCCCAAUAAUCAACCCCACCCUGAUAGAUACUACCGAAAAAUCUGAGCCCACCAUUCAAGAGCUAUUUGCCAAUAUGUCCGCCAUGAUGGCAAAAAAUUCAGAAAUGUUUGAUAGGAAAUUAGAUCAGAAUACUGAAAAAAUAAACAAAUCCUUAUCCAUACAAAUUCAAGCGUUAGGACAACAACACGAGGAUACCGUUAACCGCGUCGUAUCUGUCGAAAAGGUGGUUCGUGAGUUACAAAAUUCUAUCUCCCCACUUGCGACCAAAUUGUCCAUCGUCGAAAAUGAGUUAGAUAAAUUUAAAAAUGUUAAUAACACCUCGAGUAAUUCUUUCUCUACAGUAGGUUUUCAACCACAAUCGAACUCUACUGCGGCACUAAAUGCUCCAUCGGUUUUAACUGCAUCUAUGAUGCAACCUGAGCGAAUAGGAGACAUGGUUUCCCAGUUCACGAGUGACCCGAACGAUAUACACCCCGAGAUGUUCUUGAUACAACUAGAACAGUAUUUUUCAAGUUAUCUUUUAUCUGACGAACAAAAAAUUGGUUUGUUUAGGCGUCGUUUAAGUCAUAAUGCUCGAACCGGGUUUGAUUAUUUGAUGCCUGUCCCUAAUACGUAUAAUGAACUUAUACAUUUUUUUCGUCAACACUACUGGUCAUCAUCCACUCAAAGGAAGGUCCGACAUGAAAUAUUUGCUCCGUACCAACAUAGGGCACCCACCGGUAUCGUCACCCAUGCAAUGAGGUGGAUUGCGAAAGCCAAAUUUCUUUCUGCUCCUAUCGAACCUUACGAUUUAGUAGGCAUAAUAAUCCAACAUUACCCAAGUCCAUUAAGUAUAGCUAUUCGAGGGCGCAACCCUAGGACCACCCAGGAACUACUUACCGUACUUACGGAAAUGGAAGAGUCUACAUCAUUCUACAAUUCUACUCCCACCUAUCAAUCUGAAAUUUGA